ACGAAGGGUACAUCGUCAUUUGGUAAGCGACGAAAUAAGACGCACACCUUGUGUCGUCGAUGUGGAUCCAAGGCAUACCAUUUGCAGAAAUCUACCUGUGGGAAAUGUGGUUACCCUGCUAAGCGUAAGAGAAAGUAUAACUGGAGUGCAAAGGCUAAAAGACGCAACACCACUGGCACUGGUCGCAUGAGGCACCUGAAAAAGGUCUAUCGUCGAUUCAGGAAUGGCUUCCGGGAGGGAACCACCCCAAAGCCCAAGAGAGCAGCUGUUGCAGCCUCCAGUUCGUCGUAAAGACUCAUCUAUUUGUUAAAAUAAAUGGUCUUAUCCAGAAAGUCUGUCACCUUUUAUGCAUAUUUUACUUCAGUGAAACGCGGGAUUUCUGACAAUACGUACAUCUACACACACUUUCUUAAUGGUAUACAUUGAAAUGAUUCAUU
Molecule: messenger RNA, 437 nt
Organism: Cariama cristata (Red-legged seriema)
Lineage: Eukaryota; Metazoa; Chordata; Aves; Cariamiformes; Cariamidae
Gene: RPL37
Product: ribosomal protein L37
Exons: 3
Biological process (GO): translation
Cellular component (GO): ribosome; cytosolic large ribosomal subunit
Molecular function (GO): structural constituent of ribosome; RNA binding
Source: RefSeq, a predicted model, not a curated record